AUGCUCCACGCCCUCCAAUCAACCGGCCAUCCAAUCUAUGUCUCAAUCUGCAACUGGGGCUCCGCAUCCGUAUCAACUUGGGGUAAUGCAAUCGGAAACUCCUACAGGAUAUCCUGUGACAUUUCCCCUGGCCGCGGGGAGUUACAAACCGACGGGAGAGCCGAGUGGUCCCGCAUCGCGGAGUUCGUCAACAUGAACUCUUUCCGUAUGAACGAGGUUGGGUUCUGGGGGAGACCUGACCCGGAUAUAUUCGAGGUCGGGAAUGGAAACCUGACGCCGGCAGAGAAUCGAGCGCAUUUUGCAUUGUGGGUUAUCAUGAAGGGCCUCUUUUAUUGGGGACGGAUGUAUGUUUCCCUCCAAUUCAUCUCCUCUUACAACGAGAGGUAA
Aspergillus calidoustus is the source of this 387-nucleotide messenger RNA. Lineage: Eukaryota; Fungi; Ascomycota; Eurotiomycetes; Eurotiales; Aspergillaceae. The record is from the annotation of a GenBank genome assembly.